UAAAGACUCUCCCGCCGUCUCCACUUGACCACCAUCUCAUCUAGCAUCCAUCCAACUACUACAUCGUUAUCGUUGCAUAUUACUGAACAACUCAAAUCGCUCUAAUACCCGCGUACCAUACCCGAUCUUUAUCCAUCAUGACAAAGUCCCUCACCAAGGUUGUGUACAAGCCCGACACUCAGUCAACAGACGAGUAUAUUGUCUUUGUAAAUCCAGCGGAGUACAAGAAAUGGAAAGCAGGAGGUAAGCAUCUUGGCUUUUAUCAGAUGAUCCCUUUCAAAAUGUUCUACUCCAAUCAAGGUGCACAGGGCAUUCUGGGUGCCCCGUCAAAACAACAGCUGGAUACUAUCUUUGGCACGACGAAAGAUGUUGACUGCAUGACACAGAUCCUGGAGAAGGGGAAAGAUCAGGCUGGGAAUGGCAUCUCUGCUGGUGGAAUGACAGCCACGAAUGCUGCACGUGGGAGCUUCGACAAUAAGGGCAAGGGACCUAUCAUAUGAUCAUCAUGGUCAUGAUUGUGGAAAUGUUUGUAACAAAGUCAUAAUGUAUCACUAGAACAAUCACUCGCGCCCUCUCUGAU
Messenger RNA from Suillus clintonianus, 580 nucleotides. Its product is annotated as DUF1960-domain-containing protein. The record is from RefSeq and is a predicted model, not a curated record. The transcript has 3 exons. Lineage: Eukaryota; Fungi; Basidiomycota; Agaricomycetes; Boletales; Suillaceae. Bases 138 to 500 code for a protein of 120 amino acids.